AGACCGGCCGGGCUCAGCGCGGAGAGGAGGCUUGGAGGCCCCAGGGGCGAAUCAGGUGAAAAGGCCGGCCGGGCUUAGCGAGGAGAGGAGGCUUGGAAGCCCCCCGCAUUAUGCGCGGAGUCGAAAUCUCGAGCCGUCUGGCUGGACGCUGCGUCGGGGAGGUGGCUUCGCGCCGUUUGGGCGGACUCUGCGGCUGGGGGCGGGGCCAGCGGGCGCGCUCCAAGAUGGCGGCGGCCAGUGUGGCCGGGCCGGCGGUUAACGUGUUCCCAUUCCGCGAUGCCCGCGCCGCGCCGGAUCCGGUGCUGGAGGCCGGCCCGGUGGCACACGGGCCUCUGCCGGUGCCACUGGUGCUGGACAACGGGUCGUUCCAGGCCCGCGCAGGCUGGGCGUGCCCCGGGCCGGAGCCGGGCCCCGAGCCCCGGUUGCAGUUCCGCGCUGUGUGCGCCCGCGGGCGGGGCGGGGCUCGGGGCGGGGCGGGCCCGCAGGUGGGCAACGCGCUGGGCAGCCUGGAGCCCCUGCGCUGGAUGCUGCGAUCGCCCUUCGACCGCAACGUGCCGGUGAACUUGGAGCUGCAGGAGCUGCUGCUUGACUACAGCUUCCAGCAUCUGGGUGUCUCCUCGCAGGGCUGUGUGGAUCAUCCCAUAGUUUUGACAGAAGCCGUGUGCAACCCACUGUACUCACGACAGAUGAUGUCCGAGCUUCUCUUUGAGUGCUACGGGAUUCCUAAGGUUGCCUAUGGAAUAGACAGCCUCUUCAGCUUCUACCACAAUAAGCCAAAGAACUUGAUUUCCAGCGGGCUCAUCAUUUCAUCUGGAUACCAGUGUACACAUAUUUUACCCAUUUUAGAAGGGAGGUUAGAUGCUAAAAACUGCAAACGCAUCAACCUGGGAGGAAGCCAAGCAGCUGGCUACCUCCAGCGUCUCCUGCAGCUGAAGUAUCCUGGGCACCUGGCAGCCAUAACUCUCAGCCGCAUGGAGGAGAUCCUGCAUGAGCACAGCUACAUCGCUGAGGAUUAUGUGGAAGAGUUGCAGAAAUGGCGGUGCCCUGAUUACUAUGAGAACAACGUCCACAGGAUGCAGCUCCCGUUUUCCAGCAAGCUCCUGGGCAGCACCCUGACCUCCGAGGAGAAGCAGGAGAGGCGGCAGCAGCAACUUCGGCGGCUGCAGGAGCUCAAUGCCCGGCGGCGGGAGGAGAAGCUGCAGCUGGAUCAGGAGCGGCUGGACCGGCUGCUCUACGUGCAGGAACUCCUAGAGGAUGGCCAGAUGGAUCAGUUUCACAAGGCCCUGAUAGAGCUGAACAUGGACUCCCCAGAGGAGCUGCAGUCCUACAUACAGAAGCUCAGUGCCGCCGUGGAGCAGGCGAAGCAGAAGAUCCUCCAAGCAGAAGUCAGCCUCGAGGUGGACGUGGUGGACAGCAAGCCAGAGACCCCUGACCUGGAGCAGCUUGAGCCAUCUAUAGAAGACGUGGAAAACAUCAACGAUUUCGAGCCCUUGUUUUCAGAGGAAACGCCUGAAGUGGAGAAGCCAGUGACCCCGGUCCAGCCCGUGUUUAACUUGGCAGCAUAUCAUCAGCUGUUUGUUGGAACAGAAAGAAUUCGAGCUCCAGAAAUUAUCUUCCAGCCAUCUCUCAUCGGGGAAGAGCAGGCCGGCAUAGCUGAGACCCUCCAGUACGUUCUGGACAGGUAUCCAAAGGAUGUUCAGGAGCUGCUGGUUGAGAACAUUUUUCUCACUGGUGGGAACAUGAUGUAUCCUGGGAUGAAGGGCAGAAUUGAGAAGGAGCUGCUGGAGAUGAGACCCUUUCAGUCUUCUUUUCAGGUUCAGCUGGCCUCAAACCCUGUGCUGGAUGCCUGGUACGGUGCUCGUGACUGGGCCUUGGACCACCUGGACAGCGAGGACGUCUGGAUCACCAGGAGGGAAUAUGAAGAGAAGGGAGGAGGCUACCUCAAAGAGCACUGUGCUUCCAACGUGUACGUCCCCAUCCGCCUGCCCAAGCAGACCUCGCGCUCUGCAGAAGCCCAGGCAUCCGGCAAAGGCUCGGGGGCCAGUGGAGGCGGGGCCGGUGAGCAGGCAUAGCAGAAGGGCCCCUCCAGGGACCUUGGGCCACAUCCGCCAGUGUGACAGGACAGUGACUUUGCCAGCCGUGUCUGGGCGAGUCUGCGGGGAACGUUUGGCUGCAAGAUGGAUUUCUCCCUGGGAGAAGAGUUUAGGGCCACCGGGAAUUACCCUUUGGAACUGUGUUCUUCGGGGGGACGUGUGCAGUGAAGGGACUACAGGUGGCCCGCUGUCUUUGCUGAGCCGUGGGUGACCUGUGGCCUUCGCUUCCUGCAGCAGUGAGUGAAGACAGGGUGGGGGACGGAGGUGCACAGGCUUCCUUCUUACUACAUUUUAAAGCCUUUUUUGUUUUUUUAAAAAAAAUCCUUUAAAUUUUAUAUUGUCAGUGCAGCUAGUCUUCUAAAUGUAUUCCAAAAUUGUGCGAAUGCCCAGAAGGUGGAGUUCUUUCACAUACACAUGAAAAGGUAACAUUUACGUCAUAAGAACAAUCACACACGAAAUCUCGGGGCCUGGAAAUAGUUCCCUCCUCCUGUUUUUUCCUCUGAGAAAUAAGGGAAAGGGGCCCAAAGAGGGAAACCAAAUUGUACGACAAAGUCGCUCUGUUGGGGCCUGCCUGGAGCCCACUUCUGAAUGGGCAGGUGUGGGGCUAGUGGCCCAACUAUCGUUCAUGCUCUCUUUGCUGGAAACCUUUCCACCAUAUGAGGCCUUCCUACAAUUUUUAAAAUUUCUGUCCCUGUGACUUUGUUGGCUGCUUAACUUUUCAGGCCUUUCUGAAGAAAGACACAGACUGGAAAAGGUUAGUCGUGUAACCUUUUCAGUUUUGCCACAACUUCACAUUCCCUGGACCUUUGCCAUUUCGUCUUAAAUGGACAAAUAGCCCCUCUCUUAUGCAGAGCUUGCUUGGUGAGAACUGUAACUCUCACAUACACCCAGUACUUGAGCCCAGAAGGCUCCCGAGCUGCUGGCGUCCUUGUCACAGAAUCCGUACGCUUAAAUCCCAUGGAGUGUCUGGCCAACCCCUCUGAGGAGGCCACCUCAGAACCAGUCCGCUCUUGCAGUUCACCAAGGAUGGUCACCUGCAGCUCCAGCUCCAGGGCUUCAACGCCGAAGACCACGCAGGGGCCGUGGUCGUGGAGGAGGAGGAAGACCCAGGCCGACUCAGGAUCCCGCAAGGCCUUGCCGGGGAGCCACCGGCCGUCCACGGCUGGGCCCAAGGAUGGGUGAGGUGGUGAGAGAGCGUGUGCGCUGCCAAGAAAGGGCAGAUGCGAAGAAGGCAGGACCUGCCUCAUGGGAGAGGUUUCCCUGUCACGUUUCCAGGAAGAGGAGUUGCGCCAACUGCCGUAGGCCUGGGGGUCUUUCUCCCACAGUCAACAUUUUAAACAGCCUGAGCAGCAGCAGUGAGGUGGAAGGAUUGCCCUGGAAGUCCAGCCUCGAUGGGGAAGGACCCUGGGUGGGCAGGUAAGCUGGGGAACAGCCUAGUGCAACAGCACGUGUGAAGCUGGGCCUGCUCGGGGUGCCCGUAGCCUGGAACUGGGGAGGGUCGGGGCUGUGGGGAGGCUGGGCCUUGAGCUCUGCUGCUUUCUCUCUAACCCCUCACACUGAGUGUGCCGUGCCCUCUCCUGACACCUCUCAGCCCCUUGCACAGAACACCAGUAGAGCUCUCAGCACGAUACCGUGAGCUUUGUGUCUGCCCCCAGAUGGUCUCUUAUAGAGAACACUGUAAAGUGUUCCCCAGGAGCAGGAUGGGGUUUCAUUCAGCUUGGAGUAUCCAUGGCCCAGUGCUGGGCCUGGAGGAUGCCGAGGGCUCACAGGCUUCUUAAUGAACGACCAACUGGCGGGGGAGCCCUACUCUUGUAGACAUCCCCAGUCUUCACUCUGACCCUGCCAAGACUGUUCCUGGAGACAAGCUGCACUACAUUUCCCAGCCUCCCUAGCGGUUAUGCGUGUAGCCAUUUGUGUUCUGGCCAGUGAGAUAUGGACAGAAGAGAUGUAUACCAUUUCCAGGGCUGGCUUCCGUAAACCCCGCAGGAGAGCCUCUCUUUCCCCUUCCUCUGGCUGCAUAGAGAGCCAUCCAAGGCCCAAGAGGAGCACGGAGCCACAAAACGGAAAGAGCCGAAUCCUUGAUGACUGCUUGGAGCAGAGACCCUGCAGAUUCUUCAGUGCAUGAGAAAUAAACUUUGUAAAGCCUCUGAGAGCUUUGGCCUUAUCUGUUA
Hippopotamus amphibius kiboko is the source of this 4264-nucleotide messenger RNA. It is a transcript of the gene ACTR5, whose product is annotated as actin related protein 5. Gene Ontology annotation, biological process: regulation of DNA-templated transcription. The transcript is spliced from 10 exons. NCBI's taxonomy places the organism in Eukaryota, Metazoa, Chordata, Mammalia, Artiodactyla, Hippopotamidae. Gene Ontology annotation, cellular component: Ino80 complex; cytoplasm. The coding region runs from base 111 to 2072 and encodes 653 amino acids. The record is from RefSeq and is a predicted model, not a curated record.